UUGUUUUGCCGUCGAGAAAGAUACACACGAAAAUAGAACUUCCAAAUUAUUGCACAAAUUAAAAGUCUUACCAACGCAUUAUCAUAGCCCCCGCAUUAUAAAAAAAAACGGGCUGGGCGCGGCGUGUACGUAAUAGCGUGUUAAAACGCUGCUGUUUAUCAGUGAAGUGAAUGAAGUGAGAAUUAAUUUUAUAAGAAUUUCCAUUUUGACGCAGCGGCGUUUCCUUUAUACGCAGCAAAUUAAUCAUAUUUAAAUUAAAUGCACAAAGAUUAAAAGCCAAAUUUUAUGGACAAUUUUGUACAAAUGAAGCAAUAAGGGAGUUCCAACAAAUUAGCACAAAAUGCUCGAAUCGCCCAAAUUUGUCGAGAAUGAUUUAUACGAUGGCAGCAGGAUGUUCACCUGGGUGGCGGACGCGGUUGGCCUAUCCGUGGACUUGGUCAACUUUCUGAUUUGCCAAAUAUCAGCCCUCUUUCUGGCCUCGCUCUUCCGCUCGCUGCUGCAUCCAUCGAAAGUGUCCUGCGGAGUGCGCCACACAGUCGCGUUAUCGCUAGGUCUGGCCUUUGGCUAUUUCAUCUUUGGACAGCAGGCAAUACACAUUGCCGGAUUACCAGCAAUAUGUUAUAUAGUCAUACGCACACAGCAUCCGCGUAUUGUGCAAAGAAGCGUUUUGCUGGUGGCCAUGGGCUAUUUGCUAUGCGUACAUUUGAUGCGUCAGCUUUAUGACUACGGCUCCUAUGCGCUGGACAUAACCGGACCAUUGAUGAUCAUCACACAAAAGGUGACGAGCCUGGCGUUUAGCAUACAUGAUGGCUUUGUGCGCAAGGAUGAGGAGCUGACAAAGGCGCAGCAAUAUCAUGCCAUUAGAAAGAUACCCUCAGCAUUGGAAUACUUUUCAUAUGUGUGGCAUUUUCAAAGUCUAAUGGCCGGCCCACUGGUAUUCUACAAGGACUAUAUUGAAUUUGUGGAGGGCUACAAUCUGUUAAAGCGUCCGCCAACCAAUGCCACACUGGACAAUGGCAAAACGGAAUUAAUUGUAGAGCCAUCGCCAACGAAAACAGUAAUACGCAAAGUGAUUGGCAGCUUGGUUUGCGCUUUCAUUUUCAUGAAGUUUGUCAAAAUGUAUCCCGUGAAGAAUAUGAAAGAGGAUGAGUUUAUCAAUGAUACUAGAAUGGCUUAUAAGUUUUGGUAUGCCAUGAUGGCAACCACCUGCAUACGUUUUAAGUAUUAUCAUGCCUGGCUUCUGGCCGACGCUAUAUGCAAUAACUCAGGCUUAGGUUUCAGUGGCUAUGACAAGGAUGGCAAUGCCAAAUGGGAUUUAAUAUCCAACAUUAACGUGCUGUCCUUUGAGUUCGCCUCUAAUAUGCGCGAUGCUAUAAACAAUUGGAACAUUGGCACCAAUCGCUGGCUCCGCACCCUUGUAUAUGAGCGUGUGCCCAAGCAAUAUGGCACAUUGCUCACAUUUGCACUGAGCGCAGUCUGGCAUGGCUUCUAUCCGGGCUACUAUCUCACCUUUGCCACCGGCGCUGUUAUAGUCACAGCAGGGCGCAGCGCACGUCGCAUGUUCCGCCAUCGCUUCCAAAGCACACAAUUUACGCGCAUGUUCUACGACAUACUUACUAUCAUUACCACUCGCAUUGUGAUGGGCUACGCAACAUUCCCAUUCGUUUUGCUUGAAUUUAUGGCCAGCAUCAAAUUGUACCUGAGAUUUUUUUUGUGCCUUCACCUCAUUUCACUUGUGGCCAUAUUUAUUUUACCACGCUUCAUUAAAGGCGAGCGCGGCUCACGUUCGCAACAUCGUCAAUCCGCUGGCAGUGAGCAAGUCAAUUCGACUGCUAUAGAAUCGCAGGCGCUAGCACAUGGCGCUGAUCUCAAGACAGCGCAGAAGCAGCAGCCAGAACAAUUGGAACAAAAAUUAGCAGAGGACCAGCAGCAGCAGCAGCAGCAGCUGGAUGAACCACAUACUCCACCCAACAUAAUACUUACACCACGUCCACAACCUCAGCAGCCAUCACCUUCAAGCCCAAAGCCACUAAGCCAGCCUUGCCCAAGGGAUGCAGUUAGCGUGCCACAUGAUCAAUGCGAAAUGGAUCAGUUGUCCAGCAAGUUGAAGGAGAAAAUUGAAGCGGAAACCAAAAAUAUUGAGGAAUUUAUUGAUAAGACUGUUACCGAAACUGUUAGCGGCAUUGUCGAGUUCAAAAACGACCUAAUGCGUGACAUCGAGUUUCCCAAACUAAAGCUGCCUGCUGGUAGCGGUGCUGCCAAUUUGGUAGAUGCCGCCGCUGCGGGUUUGCGCAAACGUAACAUAUCCACAGUACAUGACAACAAUGCUGGCGCUACCAAUGGUUGCGUACAGGAGGAAGACAGUGCUGCGUUUCUAAAGAAGGAAAUUGAGGUUAUAAAUGCUGUCGUGCAACAGUCGGUGGUGCCAGCGGUGCUAAGCAAUGGCCAUGCCAAAUAGUAGCUGGACAAUGAAUACAAUAAACAGCAGCUGCAACUAAUGAACGAUGAACAACUGCGAAGCAUCGCAAUAGCACAUACAACAUGUAACAAAAACGCACAGACA
Messenger RNA from Drosophila busckii, 2563 nucleotides. RefSeq names its product lysophospholipid acyltransferase 1 (gene oys). The record is from RefSeq and is a predicted model, not a curated record. Gene Ontology annotation, molecular function: acyltransferase activity. Gene Ontology annotation, biological process: lipid modification. Gene Ontology annotation, cellular component: membrane. The transcript is spliced from 7 exons. Bases 341 to 2458 code for a protein of 705 amino acids. Lineage: Eukaryota; Metazoa; Arthropoda; Insecta; Diptera; Drosophilidae.